AUGACCGCUCUGGAGGAGUUCCAGGAACGCGACAGCGGCUGGGCGUUGACGCAGAUAUUAAACCUCACAGUGAAUGUGAACAGUCACAAUCCGAUGCGCGCAAGAUGUCAGAUUAAAAUGUCGCGUGAGGUUCAGCUCAAACGCGCGGUAGUAAACGUACAGUCGCGGGACAAUGCAUGUUUCGCGUGGGCAGUGGUCGCCGCGUUGUAUCCUAGUGCUAAAGACACACAUCGACCGUCGCAAUAUCCCGCGUACGCGAGUGUGUUGAAUUUUGAUGGAAUAGAGUUUCCAAUAACAGUGCAUCAAAUCGCGCGUUUCGAACGCAACAACAACAACGUGUCCGUAAACGUGUUUACAGCGGCGGAACAGCGACACGGAUACGUACCGCUGCACGUCAAACAAGAAGGAGAAGCAUUCAGCUCGCAAUUGAGCAAAAGGAAGACAGCAAAGUACAUAUGUGAUCGUUGUCUACACUACUUCUACACGAACGAUAAGCUGGCAGUACACACCGUAAAUUGUGAACGAUUGAACAACAGCGCAAUCGUUCUUCUCGCUGAGGGAAAGAACUGUUUGAAAUUUGAGAAUUACAACAACAAGGAACGGGUUCCAAUAGUGGUGUACGCCGACUUGGAGUGCGUACUCGAAAAACAGGACAAAGAGGAGAACGCAUCAAGCGCGCACAAGUACCAAAGACACAGUGUGUUCAGCAUCGGUUAUUACGCGAGCUGCGAGCACAUUGACAUCGGAUACAGAUCUCAUAGAAGCGAGAACUGUGUGCAGUGGUUCGUAAAUGAACUGCACGAUCUCGCGAAACGUGCAAAGACCUUGUUCGCGACAAAUGUACUUAUGGCGAAUCUCACACCGGCGGAGCUCAAGCGGUUUCGGAACGCAAAGUGUUGCCACGUCUGCGAACGACCGUUUGAGCGAGAUGACAUGAGAGUACGCGAUCAUUGUCAUCUGACGGGACGCUUCAGAGGACCCGCGCAUUCCGCAUGCAAUCUGAAUUACAAACAGGUUUACGUUGUUCCCGUUGUGUUUCACAACUUGUCGAGAUACGACGCGCAUUUUAUUAUCAAGGAUGUGGCCACCGCUUUCGAGGGUGAGAUCAACGUGCUGCCCGUGACAAAAGAGACCUACAUAUCGUUCACGAAACAUGUGAGCAGUACUCGAGAUGAAGACAAUCAGAAGUGUGUGCAACUGCGAUUCAUUGAUUCGUACAAAUUUCUGAGCGCAAGCUUAGAAAAGCUCGCGUCCUAUCUCGACAAGAGCGAACUGCGAGUGACUCGAACGAAAUUCAGCGAUCUCUCCACCGACGUUGACAAAUUGUUGGAAACCAGUCUACUUUCGCGCAAGGCGUUUUACAGUUCGCUGACCGGUGAAACUGUGACGGAGAGCGAGUACGCGCACGCAACGAAUAUCUGGCGACGAUUCAACAUCAACAAUUUGGGAUCUUACAGCGACCUGUAUCUGAAGACAGACGUACUUUUGCUGGNUGAUGUAUUNGAAAACUUUUGUCGCGAGUGCCUCGCGAGUUCCGACGCCGCGACCAAGAUCUACGUAGACGCUUUCUCGCAAGCGUUCGACGCUGCAAUUAUCUUGGGCGCAAACGUGGACGCGCUCUCGACCACUACAACGAACUCCAUAGCACAAAUUAAGGAAACUGUGGAUAAUCUGCGAGAUAGCUUCGCGAUUGCGUUGUCGCGCGCCGAGGCAACAGAAAAGCGGUUGUCAAGUUUGGAGAAGAUCGCGACACAUUUCGUUGAUCGACGCGAGUUCAACGAUCUUAAAAAAUAUAAGGAACAGUCAAGCAAAGAAAUGACCGAGGCCGUUGAGCAUCUGCGAACAAACGCAUACGACCGAUUGUUGAAGCUGAAGACAAGACCGCGGGGUGCGGAUCCGCGUAAGAUAAAAGACUUAAGAAAAAAUCUGGAUCAAUUUUGCAAAGAAAUGGCGACCUAUCUGCUCGAGAAUUAUCGCGAUGAACUUAUAGCCGGUGGAGUCUACGAGUUGCACGCGGUUACACAUCCGGACGUGUAUCUAGUAGAAAAGGUUCUGCGUCGCCGAAGCAACGAGGUAUUGGUCAAGUGGUUGGGACUAAACAAUUCACACAAUUCCUGGAUAAAUAAGAACAAUGUGGUCUAA
This is a messenger RNA of Pseudomyrmex gracilis, 2142 nucleotides long. RefSeq lists its product as uncharacterized. Gene Ontology annotation, molecular function: nucleic acid binding. The record is from RefSeq and is a predicted model, not a curated record. NCBI's taxonomy places the organism in Eukaryota, Metazoa, Arthropoda, Insecta, Hymenoptera, Formicidae. The transcript is spliced from 6 exons. The coding region runs from base 1 to 2142 and encodes 713 amino acids.